AUGGCUGACAUACACAAUCUUGAAUUCGCUAUUUACGAUCAAAAUAAGUUUCCAAAGUUUAACAAAAACUCUGGUCCUUCUCCAUAUUGGGAUAAGCCUACCGAAGGCCCUUCUUACAUUAAGCCUGAGGAUCGCCAAAAACCAUUGGUUCCCUCUGGAAAGCUUCAAGAGAAAUAUGGCCAAGAGGCUGUUGAUCUAAGCCCUCUUCUUGGUACCACUUUUAACGAUAAUGCUCGUCUUGUGGAAGUUCUUAAAGAUGACGAUCUGAUUCGUGAUUUGGCAAUCAAAAUUUCCCAGCGUGGUGUUGUCAUUUUCAAGCAUCAAGAUGAUCUUUCAACUGAUCAACAAAAGGAACUGCUUCAAAAGCUUGGUUUGCUUUCUGGUAAGCCCAAAGAUAAUGGUCUUUAUAUUCAUCCUAUUGCUCCGGCUGGUGGCAUUGUAGGACCUGAUGGCCUUGUUGAUCCCAAUCUUUCCUUUAUUUCCAGCAGACUUGGUGGUGAAUACAAAAAGGAAGAACGCUUUUACCCUACUGCCUAUAGCUGGCACUCUGAUGUUACCUUUGAGCCCGUUCCUCCUGACUACACUUCUUUAAGACUUGUUGAGGUUCCUGAAACUGGUGGUGAUACCUUCUGGGCAAACGGCUAUGCUCUUUACGAAAAACUUUCGCCUUCCCUUAGAAAGUAUCUUGAGACUCUUACAGGUACUUUUGCCCAACCCAAGUGGAAUGAAGUUGGUGACAGAAAGGGAUUUGCUGUUUAUUCAGAUGUUCGUGGUGCCCCUGAAAACAUAGGCGAGCUUCUCAUUGCGAUUCACAAAGUUGUACGUACCAACCCUGUCACCGGAUGGAAAUCUCUUUUUGCAGUUGGUGAACACUUUUCAAAGUUUAACGAUGUUACUCCCCUUGAGUCUAAGCUUUUAAAGGAUUUUAUCUGGAAUACUUUAGCCCAAUCUCAUGACAUUCAAGUAAGACACAAGUGGGAAAAGUUUGACAUUGCUAUUUGGGAUAACAGAUCAGCUUAUCACGCAAUUAACAAGGAUGUUCAUUAUUUCGAUCAUUAUAUUAGAACCGGUAUUCGUACAUUGAGCAGUGGUGAAAGACCAUACUUGGACCCCAAUAGUCCUACUCAAUCUGAAGCACUUAAAAAAAAAGCUGAGGAAGAAAAAGAAAAUCAAGAGAAAAAAUAA
This is a messenger RNA of Magnusiomyces paraingens, 1185 nucleotides long. RefSeq lists its product as uncharacterized. The transcript has a single exon. Gene Ontology annotation, molecular function: 2-oxoglutarate-dependent dioxygenase activity. The coding region runs from base 1 to 1185 and encodes 394 amino acids. Lineage: Eukaryota; Fungi; Ascomycota; Dipodascomycetes; Dipodascales; Dipodascaceae. The record is from RefSeq and is a predicted model, not a curated record. Gene Ontology annotation, cellular component: cytoplasm.